GGAACCUGGGCGUGCGGCGCACGGAGCCGGCCGGGCGGGGAGGCCGGAGCGGGGCGAGGAUGAGCGUCAAGCAGGUUACGUGCAGGUACUACGUGCAGGGAGUGUGCCGCGAGGGAAGCAAGUGUCUGUUCUCGCACGACCUGUCCAGCAGCAAGUCCUCCACCGUCUGCAAGUAUUACCAGAAGGGGCAGUGCGCCUAUGGAGCCCGCUGCAGGUACGACCACAUCAGGCUCCCCGCCUCGGGGGGUGCAGCAGCUCCUGUGCCUCCUCCCAUGGCAUCAGCAGCGCUGCUCAGCCCUCGCCCUGCACCAGAGCACAGUGUAUCUGCAACCAAGAGCAAGCUGCGUGAGAGUGGCAAACGGGAGAAGAAAACACUUGUUCUCAGGGACAGAAACCUGUGUGGCUUGAAUGAAGAGAAGGAAAAAGCCAGUGCAACGAAUGAUGUGGUGUGUUGCAGUGACAAAAACGAUAAUGUGGAAAUGAAGCCCCAUUCAUAUUUGGAAGCUAUUUGCAGUGGGCUGGAAGAUCCAGUAGCUGGAAGUUCCUUUGGUGAUGGAGAGCAGCUGUGUCCUUAUGCUGCAGCAGGAGCGUGCCACUUUGGGGACCGCUGCCUUUACCUGCAUGGGGACGUGUGUGAAAUAUGUGGGCUGCAAGUGCUUCACCCUUUUGACCAAGAACAGAGGAAGGCUCAUGAGAUGAUGUGCAUGGCAGCGUUUGAGCAUGAGAUGGAGAAGGCUUUUGCCUUUCAGGCAAGUCAGGACAAAGUGUGCAGCAUCUGCAUGGAAGUAGUGUAUGAAAAGCCAUCAGCCUCAGAGAGGAGGUUUGGGAUCCUCUCCAACUGCAAUCACACGUACUGUUUGUCCUGCAUCCGGCAGUGGAGGUGUGCCAAGCAGUUUGAGAAUCCAAUCAUAAAGUCUUGCCCAGAGUGCCGUGUGAUAUCGGAGUUCGUCAUUCCCAGCGCUUAUUGGGUAGAAGACCAGGAGAAAAAAAAUGAGCUGAUUGAAGCAUUUAAGCAGGGAGUGGGGAAAAAACCCUGCAAAUACUUUGAACAAGGGAAAGGAACUUGUCCAUUUGGAGGGAAGUGUCUUUACCUUCAUGCCUAUCCAGAUGGGACACGAGCUGAACCUGAGAAACCAAGGAAACAGCUCAGCUCUGAGGGAACCGUGCGGUUCUUCAAUUCUGUUCGUCUGUGGGACUUUAUUGAAGACAGAGAAAGUAGGACUGUGACCAGCACAGAUGAUCAAGUAACAGAACUUGGAGAACUUUUCAUGCACCUUUCUGGGGCUGAGGAGGAUUCUGCUACUUCUCAAUAAAGGUACUGAAAUCAUAAGGCAGUACUGCUGUCUUUCCCAAGUUGGAUUUACAUCACUGUUACACAUUCAGUGCAGAGCAAUCAACGAAGAUUUCCAUCAGCUUUCGUUGACUUUCAAGUACAGAUCUUUAUCCCAGCACUCCAUUAAUUUCACCCCACUUUAACACACUGAAAGUAUUUACACACAGUGGUUCGAAAACACUUACAAUUUUGUUUUUUUCUUGUGUAUUUGUCCCAGGGGCUCUCUCUCUCUGGGCUGGGACUGGGGUUUUGGGCUGAGACCAGCCAGUCGGGCUCAUAUUGUUGGGACUUCCAGACAGAGCAGAGGGUGAAGCUUAUAUUGAAAACAGAAGAAAAAGAAGUUACAAGCCAUGAAAUAAACACAAAAUACAAUUGCAAUACUUGAUUUUUGGAAGCCAUACCUGAUUCACUAUGGUUUCGAAUUGCAUCCUAAAACAGAGAAAAUAUCAACAUAGUUAAUAAAGUAUGUGACAGUGAGCAAAUAAACAAGCAGAAAUAAAUGUGUUGAAAUAGUUCUCGACAGUUUAAACCAAGUGUCAUACACGACUGACCAAGUCCCUUUAAAAGAUGGCAGCUUGGUUACAAGAAUCCUAUUUGCUUUAAAAAAAAAAAACAAAAAAAAAAACAACCAGAACAACCCAUGCAGCUGGCAAAUUCUUACAGCACAUUAAAAAUAUUCACAGCAUAUUAAAAUUACUACAAAAAAAGGGGGGGGGGGGAAGAAAAACAUGGAACAAGAAUAAACAUGAAUAAACAUGAGAAAUACUGUCUCCAUUCCCACCCCUCCAUUGUUGUUCAUGCUUGUUUGAUCUGAACAUAGCUCCUGUGAUGGCCCUGCAUCUCCAGGGGACAAUCAUGUAAAAAAGGUUCUGGACUUUAAAGUAGGAAAACUUUUAAAAGCCCCUAAAAUAUUCCAGGUCAAUAAGCAUUUAGAAACAAUAUGGUAGAGGUAUUUCAACACAUAAUAGACUACAUCUUGUGCUCUAACACAAAAACAUUUCCAUUUCAAAACGAGUGCUUUCCACAGAAGUUUGAUGAUGGUUGAAAAGCAUGUUCUUACACAGCUCACUACUCGGGACAGUGCAACAACUCUCACCUCAUGCCACAGGCACUUUACGACACAACUCUACAGCCAUGCACAAGAUAAACUAAGCUCUGACAAACAUGACUAUACAACUUUUCUCACCUGCUAUGCAUUAUCCCAAAGUACAUACAGGAAACGUAAAAUAUCCAGGUACUGUAUAAGUACAAAGCAAGAACAUGCACUACAGAAAUGUUAAAUACUGUAAAAGUUAAUAGAAGUCAAUUCAAACUUUCUGACUAAUUAGUAGAAUAAUAAAUGCAAGACUUCAUAGGAGGACAGGACAGGCCUAUAUUCCAUUGAAUGGCUUUCAAAUUAGCCCAGAAUUUCCUUACUAAUGAUUCAUUUAUGGAAUACAUCAUUGUUGCUAGUUAGCUGUGUUCUCCCAGGCUUGAAUUCCAACUAGCAUAUUCUUGCAGAAUUCCUCUACUCUGUGCCUGAGUGAGUUAAAAUCUGCAUAAACUACCAGAGAACUCUUGCAAAUUACUACCUUUGUCCAGUUUGAGGACUGUAAGUCUUUUUAAGAAUCUGCAUUAAUAACAAGUGGUGUUUUUCUACACUGGCCUGAGAAUGUAACUUCUUUCAAGCAAGCUGGCAAAGAACCAUUAAAUAAUCUUCAAUUUCUCUCAUAUUUAAUUCUUAAGGAAUUGCUACCUGAGGAAAAAAAAAAAGUAUCUUUGUUGAACUUCAGUUCUGGUUUGAAUAUAUUUUCUUUUUUCUUAUGGCUCCUAUAGCAAAUACACCCCAAAAAGCAUUCUUCACAGUUUUUCUUGCAACACAAAUGACACCACACAGCAGUGCUGCAUUCUGCCACCUUUGCUCUGAUGUGAAGUGCAUCGUAUUCGUAAUCCACAGUUUUGCACAGUUAAAUUUAACAAAAUAGUUUCCAGAGGAAGACCGUCACACACAGAUGAACCUGAGAAUGUUUUAUAACUCAAAAGCUGUGUGACCGAGCAGAUCCCUAAUCCAAGCCUGUUUCUAAUGCAUAACAAAUAUCACAGCAGUAUGGUUUCACCCAGCUUAACUGAAAUUGAACUCUUAUCAAUUUGCCUCUUCUAAGUGUUGUCCUCGAUAUUUAUGUACAAACAUGCUAUAAAGACUUUCAUUAAAUCAGCUCCAGAUUAAACACUUCAUGUGGACACUGCCAUAGCUUACAAGUUACAGCAAUCCUGUUAAUCACAAGAAAACAAAAGGCACCAAGAAAAUACCUACUCUUCCCCUCAAACAAAAUCGUCUGCACCAGGAACUGGGAGAAGCAUUCAGGCUGUUAUUCUAUGCCAACAGGGUAAGAGAUAACAGAAAGAGGAAGUAUAAAAAAAUUAAAACUGAAAUUAGGAUAAAUGAAAGAAAAAGUAACCAAAGUUGUUUGGCAUAUGAUAAUGCAGUGAAACUUAAAUAACUAUUCCUGUUCCAGCAAAAAAAAAUUACAGGAGAAAUAAGGUGAUUAAUCAGUCUGAAUAAGGUGACUUUUUUCGUAUCAUUCCUAAAGGUGCUCACUACCUGUGUCUGGUUGUUUAAAGCCUACUGAAGAAGCAGCUACUGCCUCUAAGACAGGGCAGCUAUUUUUAUUCGAUCCGCUAUGAUAGGCAGAACAGAAAGCAUUUCUUUCUCUACCACUAAGCAUAAAGAAUAAAGAAAGCAGUAUCUCAAACCCUUACCACACCACUAAGCCUAAUAAUUCAUAUUCUCUUUCCGUAAGGCUUCAUUUUGUUUUUGUGCCAUAGAAGACAGUAGGUUCAAAGCCUCCAUGGGAGGGGGGGCGAGGAGCAGACAAUUUUAGCCUGUAAGGAAUGGUGCCUCUCCCCACGAAAUCCAGCUUCUAACCAAUGCUUCUAACCAAGAAAUUGUCACAGGGUUGCAGCGUACUUCAUUUCACCUCACUGAAGAUGCAGAGCAGUUCUCUGGCACAUUUAGGAGAGUCUUUACAUUUCAUAGAAGCCUACAAGCUACCAGCUGAAGCAAUAAGCAAGUAAACUCAGAAGUCAAAGGAUUUUGUUUGGCCAAGGACUUUUUAACUUAUUUUAACUUAUUCCAGGAGGGGCAGAGGGAAAAACGGUGCUCUCUGAAGUCCUGCUGUUCAUCACUUUGUUUCUGCAAGCCUUUCCUGUAAAUCAUUCCCUUACACAAACAAACAGGAUCCUUUAGACUUCACUUCCAAAACCUUUCACUGUUUCCAGUGUAAGGAUCCAAACUAAGGGGAAAAAUAGAUUAAUAAAUAAAGGGAUUACUGCAAUCAAGUAACAGCAGAAGUAUUUUCAGAUACAGGUGGCUUUCCUAGGAUCCACAGUUCUAUAAGGGUAUAACACAGCUCCUGGCAGUAAGCUUUGAUUUAAGCAUUCAGACUCUGAGUAUUGCAACCAGACUUCCACCUCUAGUCUCUUUUUAAACAACCAUCGGUCCCCCUCCCCCAGUCCAGAUCUUUAAGUUUCAAAGAACAUUCUUAAAUAUCUCAAAUAACACAUAUGUUCAGACAAGCUGAAAUUGUUCCCUUUUCACAUCUGCGAAACUUACUUGUUAAGCCUCCCUCACGACUUCAAAGACAUUGAAAUCUACCUAGAACUCAACUGAAGUUGAUAAAGACUGUCAGAAUGAGCUAUUAACUUUCUAGGCAGAUGUGCCAUCUAUAUAUUCUUAUCACAGCCUGUUAAGGAAAACAGUACAUGAAUUACAGAAAAAGAAAAAGCACCAACCAGUGACUAUUAGAUAGCCAGUCACAAAUCCAGAGUAACUGAAUGACAAUCCACCCCCAUCAGUAUUACCUCAAUUAUCCGGCUGUCCACGGGCAUUGUAGUGCUAACCAUGUGGACAUUUGGUGUGGAUGUAGAUCGCUGUCUUUGGGAAAGGGUGCCCUCAGAGGAAGGAUUUGAUGUGUUGAAUGUAAAGACAUGAGGUGUAGAAUACCUGUGCUGGGAGCUAAAAGAAAAGAGAGAAACUUGUGGUUAUUUUUUUUCCUCUCUCCCCUCUAGCAGUCAGAAAAAUAUUCUUCAGUGUAGUCUACCAAAAGCAGUAAUACACACAAAAUUUCAAACGUGGGAAAUGUUGGGAUUUAUAUGCUAACUAAACUAUUUGGUCAGCCAAACCAUUUACACUUUAACUUAGGAAAUAAAUUUAAGAACUUGGCACACGGAUCUAACAUGUUUAAGUGUACUUCUGCCAUUAUAAAAUGUGCCACAGUUCACCUCAGUCCCCAUUAAAUUAUAUUUAAUAUAUUGAUGAAUUACAGGCUCUGUUGGAUUAAUUAAUUCAAGCAGUUAAAUUUAAACUCUCAUUUCAAGCUUAUUAAAUGAAUAGCCUGAAAGAUACUUUUUUUAUUGCUAAGCCCUGAGUUUUUGAAGUUUGCAAGACUGUUCAACUUCUCACACAGAACAGCCAGCAAGGAAGUCAUGAAGCCCAACAGCAGUUAGUAGGAGGCCAACAGUAAAAUCCAGUUCAGCAAAGAAUUAUAAAUCACAGCUAACCUUAAUCAAACUUCACUUAUCCCAAAUAACAAAAGUAGCUUAACCAAAACCAGACAGCCUUCACAAAAACAACCAGCUAACUAAUCACUAAGUCAUUGUGCAGCAACACUAGAAAUAGAAUAACUUGGCAAAGAAAAUGAACGCAAGAUCAAUUUCUGAUGUAGUUCCCAGUAAAAUAAAUAAAUAAAUAGGACCAUUUGCAAGUCAGCUACGUGCUGUGUGCCUCAUUCCUGAACAGGUCAACAUUUUUCAAAGGGAUGGAGAAAAAACAAGAUGGCCUGUCCUCUCCAGCCUCUAGAAUUUCAAGGAAAAGAAUACAGGCACAAAUUAUCAUCAGAAGACAGGCUGCUUUGGAAGGAAAGUGAUUUAUAUUCUAGCAUUAAGGCUACAGGAAUGUUCUUAGUAAUCAGGCCUCAGGACUUUCUGUAAAGUGAGCCUAUUUUCUAUUUCCACUGCUCUCUUUAAUCUCUUACCUAUAGUCACAAUUCAAGAUGUUAUUUCAGUUUAUGCAUGUGACUCAAGCAAAAAAAAAGCAAGCUAUAAACCCUUACAUGUAUGCUACAUGAUCAGACAAAAUAACACACAAUAUCAAUUCUUCUUAGGCAGGUAAACAGAGGUCUCCACAAAACUUUUAAUAUCCUCACUUAAAAUCUUUAGACUAAAACUUAAAAACAGAAAUUCCAGAAUUGAUGCUUUGCUUGAAGCUGUAAGAAAUGACGCUAGAUAUUUUCUAUGUAGGCUGUUGCCUUCUUGCACAUUUAUCUCAACCUUCUAUAUUCUUCUACUUUCAAGGAGUUGGGAGUGUGGAUUUUUUUGUUUUUAAACAAGUGUAUUUCCCAAAAGAGAAAUGACAGGAAAUACUAGCUUACCUAACAGGUAUCCGGGAGACAGACUCCCGCAUCCGUCUCAUUGUCAAGGGAGGUAGUGCAGGGACACCACUGUCACUGAUAUUUGAAUUUGGGAACAAUCUGAAAUAUCAACAAAAACAAUUACAAUUUCAACUGCUACACUACCUCCUGUACAAUGCUCUUAAAACUGAGAAUUUAAAGGACUUUUGCUCUGCAUGAACACGUCCCCAGUUCCUGUAUUUGCAUACCGCUUGUUCUCUGCAUGGUACAACUAAAAACUACAUCAUCGGACUCUCACGGAGAAUUUUCACGUGUUCUUAAUAAAAUUAAGACUUCAGAUGCAAAUUUGCAAUACUUCAGACUUUCUCAACAGGAUAUUUGAAAGUAACAUUUUUUAAUUUUUAUUGAACUCUGGUAGCAUCAAGUGACGCAAUUAUCCUAAAUUCUGAUUGCUAUCAGAAUAACUGCAUGUCCAAGUUCAGUUAUUAAAAAAAAUAAUAACACAAUCACUAAUAAAGAUACAAACAUA
Centrocercus urophasianus (Greater sage-grouse) is the source of this 7249-nucleotide messenger RNA. It is a transcript of the gene MKRN2, whose product is annotated as makorin ring finger protein 2. Gene Ontology annotation, biological process: protein polyubiquitination. The record is from RefSeq and is a predicted model, not a curated record. Gene Ontology annotation, molecular function: ubiquitin protein ligase activity; metal ion binding. Lineage: Eukaryota; Metazoa; Chordata; Aves; Galliformes; Phasianidae. The transcript is spliced from 9 exons. The coding region runs from base 60 to 1313 and encodes 417 amino acids.